Molecule: messenger RNA, 1023 nt
Organism: Entrophospora sp. SA101
Lineage: Eukaryota; Fungi; Glomeromycota; Glomeromycetes; Entrophosporales; Entrophosporaceae
Source: the annotation of a GenBank genome assembly
AUGAAUUUUACAAUCCAUGAAGGGAUUACAGGAGAAGACCUAUUCUGGGAUAUGCCCAACCCUAACCCAAAAAAUCAAUUAUCCAACAAUUCUAAAAACCCUAAUGAUCAAUCAACAUCCAAGAUCUACCAAGAUAAUCAAACAGAUACAAACAAAAAUCCUGAAGACACUAACAUAGAUAAUAUAACAUCAUCAGAAAUUACUGAUGAUUUAAUGUCAGAUAAUGAAACAAUUGAAUAUGAUACCUCUAGCAUAGACACAAAUCAGGAAGAAACAGAUCACAAUCUAAUAAUAAUUCAACUGGAUCUUUUCAACAAACUAAUAAAAAUCGAGAAGAAAGAAAAAGAUAAUGUUUUCAAAAUGAUCAAAAUCAAAUUAGGUUGGGCUUAUUUCAAUCAAAUUGGAUGGAAAAACAUCAACCAUUCAGAUACCAUCAGAAAGCUACAAUAUAUUGCUGGUUUCAUAGUAUUACCUGUAUUACCAGAAAAUCCUGGAGAAUUAACAGUGGAAUGGAAAAAGAUCUUCCCAAUCAAAAAAUAUUCAAUGUUAAAGGAGUUAAGGAAAAUAAGAGAAAAAUCAAGGAUAGUAAAUGAAUUAAGAGAAUACUACUUAUUCCAAAAAUUACCAAACAAUUAUUUUACUCCUAAACCAAGGCUACCCAACUCACCAGAUAAAACAACUUUUAAUUAUAACUUUCCAAUCACUGAACAAAAUACUGUCAAUGAAUUCAUCAAAGAAGCAAGAAGAAAAUAUGAAAUCACAUUCUCUAUUAAUAAAAAAUGGAUAAAUCUAAGUAAAAAAUAUUUCUUUGAAAGGAUACCUGAUGAGUGGAUAUCAAUAGAAAAGGCAAAUGACAAUAUUGAUACAUCUGUUUUAGAAAAUGAUACCAAAAUUAUAAUACCAAACAUAGAAAAAAAACAGUUACUUGAUUUAACAAUAACAAAAGAACUUAACAAUUAUAACGUAGAAAUUACAAUACCUAUUACUGAUGACAAAAAAAUUUAUCAAACAACCCAAUCUUAA